Oppiella nova is the source of this 690-nucleotide messenger RNA. The record is from the annotation of a GenBank genome assembly. NCBI's taxonomy places the organism in Eukaryota, Metazoa, Arthropoda, Arachnida, Sarcoptiformes, Oppiidae.
AUGUUUCAGCAAAGCUAUCUGUUAGCCAUCGCUUCAAUGCUCGCACUCCCGAAGAAUGGGAUGGCAGCGAUAUCCAGCGCACGCUCGAAGGUGUUGUCCAACUGGUCAUCAAGUCGUACGGAAACAGAAGUUGUGUCGACGGCAAUGAUAACAGCGUGUCCUCCAGUUAACGUUAACCAUCAAUCGGUGGUGAAUGAGAUGCCAAAGAGUGACUCAUCGGAGUCACAAACAGCUUCUCUUGUGGUCACGAGUCAACAAAAUGGCAAUCAAUCGCUGAUUAGCGAUAAAUAUGUCAAACGAGACGAUCCUUCGGCCAAAAGCGUUGAACCAAAACCUAAAAAGUCUAAAACAGUGCCAAAGAAUGCGGUGAAGAAGAAGAUUGAGACCAACAAUGAUAUGAAGAAUGAGCUGAAGAUUGCGAUGAAUUUGAAUGCGAAUCCAAAGCCAAUUGAGAAGAAGCGGCGAAUUUGGCGAAGGAAUGGCAACAAACCGGUGGUCGUGAAGGACCUCUCGAACGCGAAAGGUUUCCUCGCCUUCUGUACGCAGAAGUACCCGCCGACCAAAGAAGGCAUUCCCUUCAUACAGGACCGCUCGUGUCGGGAACUCACCCACGACUUCAACGCCCCGCACAUCACUCACUGCAUGGAUUGCAGCGAAAAGAAGAGUCAGUCCCAGACCUGUCGCUUCUAU